Messenger RNA from Maylandia zebra (zebra mbuna), 4212 nucleotides. It is a transcript of the gene ttll4, whose product is annotated as tubulin tyrosine ligase-like family, member 4. Lineage: Eukaryota; Metazoa; Chordata; Actinopteri; Cichliformes; Cichlidae. The record is from RefSeq and is a predicted model, not a curated record. Gene Ontology annotation, cellular component: ciliary basal body. Gene Ontology annotation, molecular function: tubulin binding; tubulin-glutamic acid ligase activity. Gene Ontology annotation, biological process: microtubule cytoskeleton organization; protein polyglutamylation.
UAGAAUAACAAGAUUCCUAUGAGUUCAUAAAAGUAUUUUAUCCUCCGGGCAGUUCUUAGAGCACAUGACGACAGUUUAGCAGUUUAAUUGAAUCGGUCUGGGUUGCUAAGCUAACACGAAGUGAACAUUGUAGCGGUAAACUGAAGUAUUAGGGCUGAGAGUGGACAGUUUCAUUUCCUGUAACGUGACUGAGGAUGAUAUGAUGGCUGUGGGGGAUCCCAUUCUCCUGUCAAGUCCUGAUACCUUAGUGUGAAUAAUCUGGUGCAGCCACAUUUCUUCCUGCAGCAGUAUAUGAGAAAAUGACGGAAAAACACCUCCUGAUGAACCAGAGACUUAAGAUUCAUCUUGAAUUACGUAUACUUCACACCUGAAAACAUCUAAACCUGCAGCACAACCACAAGUCAAUGUUUUCCUGCUUACCUCCAGCCCAGAUGAGAGGCCCAGACAUUUGCCAUGGAAGUAGUGGUUACUGUUGGUCUGGCUUUAUCAAGAACUGGUUAUCUGUUUAGUUGGAGUUGACCUUGAAAAUCACCAACUUUGGGUCAGCAAGAGGAGGAGGAGCUUUCAGCCAUUCAUUUAUUAGUUUUCUCAACUGUCAAAUUGUUUACUGUGAUCACCCAAAACUCUGCCACAAAACCAGCCUUUAGAAAUAAGGACGACAUCGCUGGUUUUUACCAUGCCAACCAACCAGUCCUCCCCCUGGGGUGGAGGGAAGCUUGUGGCUUGUUCUAGUGCAGAUCAUCCCAACACCACAACCCCUGUAAGUGCACAAGCCAAGACAGUUAGAGUCACAAAAGUGCCUUAUAGUUAUGUCUCCUUUGAGCUAUCCAGGAAGAAUGACCAAGCCAAGUCACCGGUGGUUGCUGUUUGUGAAAAAGGCGAUGGCACCUUCACCGCUGUGUCAGAUGGAAUUCUAACCCCAAACAAACUGCUGGUACCAGGGCUGAAGCAGACUGGCUGCAGCCUAACACAGGCCAGUAACAAGAUGGAAAACCAGGUUGGCCUUAAUGUCCAGCUGCCAGAUACCAUGCCAAAAUCUACAUCGUCUGAGAGCUCUCAGUCUGCAAACAUUUCAGCAGUGGAGAGUCAUCAGGCUGCCACAGGCGAUGCACUUAUGGGACUGGGGGCAGUGUCUCAUCAAGAUCUGCUGAUUAUAGGGAAGCAGGCUUCCCAGCACACCAAGAAGCUGAUGUGUGAGGCUGCAGACUGUUUCUCUUUGCCACCCGUGCCUGACAUGUGCCUUAGUCUUUGUCAACAUCAGGGGCCAGCUGUGGAGAAGGAUGCUUCCAGCCUCGACAGCACAAACGCUGAGAUGAGAAGCACAGGAGGAGAAGCAAAACCUACACAGAGGAGUUAUUCAAUCCCACCAGCAGCAAAAUACGGUCAGACACACAACAGCAGCACAACUUUGUUUGACAUUUCUUUUGACUGUCAGCUCCUUGUGAAAGGUGUUCCUCUCACAGUUUUGGGAGCAACUGCAAUCACCAAGUCCCAAAAAAGAGCAUCACUAGAUCUAACCAAGCAGAUCCCAUGUAGUGUGCUGGGAAGAACCCAGCCCACAUGCAAACGUAUCAGUUCCUUUCCAAACAGUCCCACGCCACCUUUGAAAUGUGCCAGUGACUCAGAAAAGCCACCUCCACCAGACGCUGCUGCAGGAGCCUUGGUGGGCUCAAUGACCAAUCAGAUUUCAGCCAUUCGCCUCACAAGACAGGGACAGCCAGCCUCCACAUCAGAUUUCUUUCCAUCCCUUUCCUCUCCUUCACCGACACAGGAAUCCCUGCUUGAAGAGACUCCCCCUCCGCCUGGCCCAGAGCAUGCUGCACAGGCGGAUGUAGAAGAAGAGGAGCUGGCUGAUGAGCUUGCCUGCAGUGAUGACGACAGCUCCUCCAUCACUGGCACUUCAUCCGGAGGGUGCAUCACUCUCCCCUCCUGCAUCGAGGAGCCAAUGUCGUUGGAACCAGGAGACAGUCAAGAGGAGCAACCAGCACUAGUUCCCAGUCUGUUUCCCCGUAUCCCUCCGACCCUCUACUUCAGCACCGCCAAUGAGAAAGUGGAACUGCUUCCUGCAGAGCAAAGGCGACUGUUAAAAUGGAAGAUGAGCACCGUAACUCCUAAUAUUGUCAAGCAAACCAUCGGCAGAUCACACUUCAGAGUCACAAAGAAAAGCCAUGACUGGCUGGGCUGCUGGGGACACCACAUGAAGUCACCUGGCUUCAAAGCUCUUGGAGAACACCAGAAGCUGAACCAUUUUCCAGGAACAUUUCAGAUUGGGAGAAAGGACCGGCUGUGGAGGAACCUAUCCAAGAUGCAAGUCCGCUUCGGCAAACAAGAGUUCAGUUUUUUCCCCCAGACCUUUGUUCUUCCUCAAGACAUCAAGCUGCUCCGCAAAGCCUGGGAGGAAGGGGGCGCCAAACAAAAAUGGAUCAUCAAACCUCCCGCAUCAGCCAGAGGAAUAGGCAUUCAGGUUAUUCACAAGUGGAGUCAGAUGCCUCGUAAAAGACCUCUACUUGUUCAGAAGUAUCUAGAUAAGCCCUACCUCAUCAGUGGGAACAAGUUUGACUUGCGGCUCUACGUCUAUGUGACAUCUUACAACCCACUCAGAGUCUACAUGUUCUCAGACGGACUGGUUCGAUUUGCUAGCUGCAAGUAUUCGUCUUCCAUGAAGACUCUGAGUAAUAAGUUCAUGCACCUGACCAACUACAGUGUCAACAAGAAGAACUCUGAGUACCAGACCAACAGUGAUUACAAGGCCUGCCAGGGGCACAAAUGGGCUCUGAAGGCCUUGUGGCAGUACCUCGGGUCAAAGGGAGUCAAUACCACCCUGAUAUGGGAGAAGAUUAAAGACAUCGUGAUCAAAACUAUCAUAGCGUCAGAGCCGUAUGUUAACAGCCUGAUGAAGCUGCACGUUCGGACACCUUACAGCUGCCACGAGCUGUUUGGCUUCGACAUCCUGCUGGACGAGAAUCUCAAACCCUGGAUUCUAGAAGUGAACAUAUCGCCUAGCCUUCACUCCAACACGGGGCUCGAUGUUUCCAUAAAGGGUCAGAUGAUCAAAGAUCUCCUGAACUUGGCUGGCUUUCGUAUUCCUUCAAGAGAAGAUGUGGUUACCCCCUGCAGCAGUGCAUCCAGCUCCACCAGCAGUUUGUGCGCAGGGAAUGGAGAGAGGCCCAAAGUGGAUCUGUCUGCUGAUGAGAAGGUCAAAAGAGCCUUUUAUCUGAAACAGGGUGAAGCUAACCGGGACUUGAUGCACACGGUGUUGGAUGUUUUGACUCCAGAGGAAAUCCGGGUUCUGGCAGAGAGUGAAGAUGAGCUGAACCGUCGAGGAGAGUUCGAGCGCGUUUUCCCAUCACCAUCAUCAUCUCGCUACCUUCGCUUCUUUGAGUGUCCAAGAUACCUCAACAUCUUACUGGAUGAGUGGGAGCAGAAGUACUGGAACAACAGGGCGAAAUGUAUCAGCCUACUGAGACCUCUCUGCCAGCAAGGAGUCCAUCUGGGAACCAGUGACCCUGCUCACAUGUGGUGUAAGUACAGCUACAGCUCCAGGUUUGAACACAACAGACAGGACGUGGUUAGCCCUUCCAGAGCCAGGGUGGUGGUCAGCCAUCAGCUCUGGUCUCAACGCAACAGCAGUAUUGACGAGGAUCACCAGCAGUGCCUGGAUCACCAGCAGUGCCUCGGCCCGGCCUCACCCACAGCCUGCUGUCCCAGCAGUCGGCCUAACUCUGAUGAUCUGAUUUCCUAACCCAGAAUACACUGAAAGCUCAGGGUCUGUUUCUUCCCAUCCUCUAACCAGUGCUGUCAUUUAGCCCUCACCAAUCACCAGAAACAGCAAACAAACUGUUGGAGGGAGGGAGUGGAUUUUUAGGGUUUAACCCCCUAUUUUGUCUCGUUUUAAACUAAAGAUUAAUAAUAUAUCAUUUGUUAAGCAUCUCGAAGGUGAGGUGAUGAGUAAUGGCACAGCACUGUAAUUCUUGUGUCUUUAAAAAUGACUGUUGGUUUUUAAAAAGAGUCACAAACAUCUGUGUGGGACUGGGAGCUGUUUGUGUGUCACUGCUAACUUUGGGGGUUUCUCUGGGUGAAGGUGUUACUGGGUGUUUGACAGAAUCUUGUUCUGAUGAUAGUGACUUACAGGGUGCUUGAUGAUCAAAUAUUUACUAAAUGGCCUAUGAUGUGCAAAUUGAUGGUAUUAAAAUUUGAGCAGUUUGACUUGAA